AUGGUUUCCAAUAGAUAUGGUCGUGAACACAUUGACGAGCAUACAGAACUCUUCCAACCACAGCUUCCAAUCCUCACGCGCGCAUGGUACUUCAUUCAGCUAUGGGGGCUGAAGAUAGCUAUUGUCCUAACUUUCGGAAUCCUGCGCUUUCUACGACCAGUACCUCCUGAAGCUCGACCUACGAAGCUCUUGGCAUAUCCAUGUCGACCCAAUCUGCCAACGCGAAUCUUUAUUCCAACGUCGAAGCAAAUUGGCAAUGAACCGCUUCCAUUAUACUUGGAUCUUCACGGCGGAGGACAUGCUUUGAUGUUUGCAGAAUUCGACGACGAGAUCUGUGCGACGAUUGCCAAUCGUUUGAACGUUAUCGUUGUGAGCAUCGAGUAUAGUUUGACACCAUCGAAUAGAUUCCCAGUAUUGACAAAUGACGUUGUUGCUAUCGCACAAGCCACAAUCAACAAUCCCGACCUGAACAUUGACAAGUCGCGUGUUGUGUUGGGAGGUUUUAGUGCAGGAGGAAACUUGGCUUUAUCUGCAGCUCAAAUACCUGAUUUACGGGAAAAAUUGAAUGGAGUAAUAGCUUGGUAUCCAGUGAUGGACUUCACGCUCACACCGGACGAGAAGAAAGCCUCGCGACCAUAUCGGAAUGCAAAGGACUUGGAUGACCUACCAGAUUUUGGACCAGUCCUCGAAUGGGGCCAUAUUCCUCCUGGACAGAAUCUCCGCGAUCCACUAUUGAGCACUAGAUUUGUCCGCAAGGACGAUCUCCCCAAAUGGAUAUAUAUAAUCGGGGCAGAGUACGACAUGCUCGCUAAAGAAGCUAGGGAUACAGCUUUUGACCUUGCCGAUUUGGAUGAAGAGGACCGGAAAGAAGGGAUGUAUGGUUUCGAGAAGGAUAGUUAUAAGUGGACACUAGUAAGAGAUGUUCGACAUGGCUUCACCCAUGACUUGAUGGACAAUAGAGGGCCGGAUGCAGAGGCCAUGCGGAAACUCAGGACGGAUGAAAUAUUGGAGCAGGUAGGAGACUGGCUAUUCAAAGGACCUUUUUCAAAACAUUGA
Sclerotinia sclerotiorum 1980 UF-70 is the source of this 1056-nucleotide messenger RNA. RefSeq lists its product as hypothetical. The record is from RefSeq and is a predicted model, not a curated record. Bases 1 to 1056 code for a protein of 351 amino acids. NCBI's taxonomy places the organism in Eukaryota, Fungi, Ascomycota, Leotiomycetes, Helotiales, Sclerotiniaceae. The transcript has a single exon. Gene Ontology annotation, molecular function: hydrolase activity.